AUGGACGUGGGGCAGGGACUAACUUCUGAAACCACACCUAAUGAGCCCAUCACUACGUCAAUGGAAAAUAAUACAAUGAAUAGUGAAGAGGGACUGAAUUCUGGAACGACACUUGAUCAGUUCAUCAGCAGGUUCUCGAAUAGUCCAAGGUCCAUCAUAGGUGUGGCCCUUAGCUCCGGCAGGCUCAUAUGUCACCACAAAAAAUGCGCAGAUGUGACCUAUCCCAACAUUAGAAGACUGAGAGAACACUACAUUGCGCGUCAUGUUCCCGACAGAGAGCUACAUGUCGAUUACUGGUUCGACUCGAUGUCCAGUCUGAGUCUUCAUUCUCACAAAGAGAACGGGAGGAAGCUUCACAAACACCACAGGAGGAAGCUUCACAAAGACCACGGGAGGGAGCUUCACAUAUGGUGCAAAAACCUCGGUUGCGCACGUAGUUUGGCUGGCGGAGGUGAGCCUUUCGAAUCUACGAAGGAAUUGGAAAUUCAUGUCCACGACGUGCACAAGGAGGAGAUUUGGUGCGAUGUUCCUAACUGCGCACGUAGCAUAGCCAAGGGAAAGGCGCCAUUCGACCAUGCGGAAAUUCUGAGGAGACAUAUCAAAAAUGUGCACACGUUGGAGAUUUGGUGCCAAGUCCUGGAUUGCCCACGUAGCGAAGCCAAAGGAGGGGAGCCAUUCCACCUAAAGAGCGCUUUGAGGUGGCAUGUCAGGAACGCACAUGGGGAGCUUCCCGAAGCUGUGAAGGCGAACCGUGGCUUAUAA
Molecule: messenger RNA, 762 nt
Organism: Aaosphaeria arxii CBS 175.79
Lineage: Eukaryota; Fungi; Ascomycota; Dothideomycetes; Pleosporales
Exons: 1
Coding region: 1-762 (253 amino acids)
Source: RefSeq, a predicted model, not a curated record